Molecule: messenger RNA, 1558 nt
Organism: Penaeus vannamei (Pacific white shrimp)
Lineage: Eukaryota; Metazoa; Arthropoda; Malacostraca; Decapoda; Penaeidae
Source: RefSeq, a predicted model, not a curated record
GCUAAAGGAUCUAUUGAAUUCUUGAGGCGCAGACAUGACCGAAGCAUAAACACUGCUGAUAAUGACGGAUGAAUAAUGACAAGAAGACUCGGGUGAUGAAAGUUAAUUGGCUUACCAUGACAAAACGACCUUAUCUGUGACUACCAUGAUCGGGAUAAAUCACAUGUAACGAUGACGUUCACGAUAUCAAAGAUCAGUGAAAAGAUUACUACAAGAUUAAGAAGUGACUACUGUAGACACGCAUUUGGAAAUCUAAAUGACAGUGUUUUGACGAAACAGGACACUCAAUAUUUUCAGUCAAGAGAAAACGGGAUCCAAAAUCUCCCGAAGAAGGCGUGGCGACUUCCGGUCUUAGCGAAGAGCCAACGCAAAUUGUUUGUUAUGACGCAACUGCACCCGGGUAUGAAAGGCGACACCAGUGACUGUCUAAUGAGUCCCAGUGUCGACAUACAUGACGACAGGCAGGUUGGCAACACAGCGCAUCAUUACGAAAGCGAGAAGAGAAAUGUUUACAACUAUGGAAGAGAGAGACGAUGGCGUGGCUGCACAUGACCGUGGCGAUACUGGCGGCGCUGGCGAAGUCGAGCCACGCCCAGGGCAGCCAGGGUUACAUCGCUCCCGACCCGCCGUGCUACGCUCCCACGGUCACCGUCUACGACACGGAGACGCAGAUCAGCACACUCGUGGAGACGGUUUCCACCACGGUCGUCGAGAAUGUGGUGCUGACGGAGACCGCGUACGUCACGGAGACGCUGACGGAGAGGGAGGUGCAGUCCGUCACGGAGGUGGAGACCGUCGUCGCCACGGAAACGGAGGAGGUCAUAGCGACGGCUUACGAAACAGUCUACGAGACGCAGGUGGUGACGCAGACGGAGACGCAGGUGGAGGAGCGCACAGCCAUCGUCACCGAAACGAAGGUCGAGGAAGUUGAAGUGACCAAGUGCGCCGCCCCCGCCCCGCCUCCCAGGCCUGCCUAUGGCCUUUCUACGUCCUACGGCCCCCCACCCCGCCCAUCCUACAAAGCCCCAGCGCCGGCGCCCUCCUACGGCCCCACGCCCAUGCUGAUGAGUCUGGGCGGCUUCAAGGGUUACCCCGGUUUCAAGGGAUUCGAUUUCCAAGGCUUUAACCCAUUUUCCCAGUAUGAAAGUAGUGACUAAUUUUUUUUUUAAUCUGUAGAUUUUAAGGUCCAUUUAUUUAUUGAUGGAACCAAGUCUUUCAUUAUAGAUUUUCAGACGUUUUUGUUUGUCUAAUUAGAUAUCGCUUUCAGUAUAUUCGCCAUAAUUUAUUUCUCUAAAAAACUUUUCAACUCUAGUCUGUUUCCUGAACGCGAGGAUGCCUCACAACAGAUUGAAGAUUUCUUAAACAGAAAAGACCCAUUUUGAAGCAUAUUUGCAAUAACAGAGAAAAACAAAUUGGAUCUCGAUUUCCCGCUGGCGCCAAAAUUUAAAAAUGUCGGUUAUGACGCCGGUUACGUUAUGACCUCAAGGAAACGUUCGUGUCUCCAUUUUCUGUGCAUCUUUUUCCUGUUUUGGUAUAAAUAAACCAAAUGUAUUUAUAA